CUCAGACGCUCGAGGAUGCGGCGGGAGCAGCUCCUGCGGCCGGGAAUCAAGUGCACUAGUCGUUCUCAUCAGUUUCCUCGCCUCCUCCCGCAGAUAUGACCGAGAACAGCUGACUAAAAUCGCAUUCCUAGAUGCCCCGUCCACUUUGGGUUAAUUUAUUUCUCGUUUGAGGAUUAUAUUGUGGACUCCAAUGGCUUUUAAAGCCUCCUGAGGGGGGAUUCCUGAAGCUCGUCCUGGACCUGGACAAAACUGUACCUACCUGUCAAUAUGUCCAGCUGGAGUGUGAUAGUCUGCACGCACAGGGCUUAUGGAAUAUAGCCUGUUCUGUCACCAUUUUUACGCACUCUCCGUCAGUCCCGUGAAGAAGAAACUCGGGCUCCUCUUCAUCAUGCUGCUUCUCUGGGUCUACAUGCUGUACUCCUGCGUGGGCUACUGUGCCAGUAUGCCACCAAGUUUAGUUGUGGACAAUAAUAAUAACAACCGAGCGAAGGAGACGGAGUUUCUCGGGAAAUAUGCCGAUGCAGAAAGUGGCCGGCCGGACCUGAUGAUGUCCAAGCUCCUGUCCAGACCGCAGAGCUCGUGGACGGACGUGGAGUCAGAUUAUGAUGAGCCUACGGUACGGAGAGCUCCGAGAGACUUCAGUAAAGAUGAAGUGGACCUAGACCGAACUGACGAGUGGGACGACGGACGGAGAGUUUCCCCACUGUCAAGUUUCUCCAACGGCUCGGGCAGUAAGAAGCUGCCUCAGGCAAUCAUCAUCGGAGUGAAAAAGGGCGGGACGCGCGCGCUGCUGGAGUUUCUGCGCGUGCAUCCAGAUAUCCGCGCGGUCGGAGCCGAGCCGCACUUCUUCGACCGUAACUAUGACAACGGACUGGACUGGUACAGGGACCUGAUGCCUAAAACCCUGGAAGGCCAGAUCACCAUGGAGAAAACACCAAGCUACUUUGUGACCCACGAGGCUCCGGCCCGGAUCUACGCCAUGUCCCGCGACACCAAGCUGAUUGUGGUGGUCCGGGACCCCGUCACACGAGCCAUCUCUGACUACACACAGACACUCUCCAAGAAGCCUGACAUUCCUACUUUUGAGAGCCUGACGUUCAAAAACAGGACUACAGGGUUGAUCGACACCUCGUGGAGCGCCAUUCAGAUCGGCAUUUAUGCCAAACACCUGGACAACUGGCUGCAGUUCUUCCCCAUGAGCCAGAUCCUGUUCGUGAGCGGAGAGCGGCUGAUCAGUGACCCGGCCGGAGAGCUGGGCCGUGUGCAGGACUUUUUGGGGCUCAAGAGGAUCAUCACAGACAAACACUUCUACUUCAACCAGACCAAGGGCUUCCCUUGUCUCAAAAAGGCAGAGGGCAGCAGCAAGCCCCAUUGCCUGGGUAAGACCAAAGGGCGGACCCAUCCAAACAUUAACCCUGAGGUUGUGCAGAGACUUAGAGACUUCUACAGGCCUUUCAACAUGAAGUUCUACCAGAUGACUGGGCAUAACUUCGGUUGGGAUUAACCGUGAAUGGACGACUUGUUGUUUUCUUUCUUUUUCUGUGUAUUUGAAAUGGCAAAAAGACAUUGAGAUGAUUGCUAUUUAUAUGUAAAAUGUACAGAAAUCUAUUUUAUAAUAAUUUAUUUUUAAUUUCUAAGCAAUUAAUUCACUAAGCUGCCUAACCAUAUUUUACAUAACGCCCAGCCCAACUCUAGUCUCACCACCGACAUUCCACCGUUUUGAUUUGCUUUGCAUAUUUCCACUAAGAAUACAUUUAAUGGUGCUUCCGGAUUCGAAAAUGGUCUGAAAAAAAAAUAAAGUUUGUUACGGGUAUUGUGCAUUUACAAACCAACAGCGUCAUUUGCGAUUCAUUCAUUUCUGAAUGUACAGUGAUGUGCAUCUUUAUGAAUGAACUAUAUUUCACUCACUGACCACAUUUCAUGUGUCAUUACACUACAUACUGGUCUGAGUCCUACUAUGUUCGGCUGAUAAGCAAGAGCUGAUCUGAUCGGUCCCUUUACUCAAUAACAUGACGAUCAAUGCCCCUAAUUGCUACUUAGCAUCACUCAUGUUUAGAGUCAACCACUGGCCUUUCACUCACAGGUUCCUGUAAUGAAUGACCAGUCCGUCAAUGGCUAAAUCAUAUCUCAGACAACAGCAAAGCAGCAUGUAGACAUUAUAUCUGAAUUGAUCGAUUGGCUUCCUCCAGCCUCAGAAAUGGCCUGCUGUCCUGUCUGAGAGGUCCAAAGGUCAAGAUAGCUUUGAAAGGAACUGGAUUUGUUUAAAAAGCAAGAGCCAAAUGAUGACAUAUGAGCCUCAUAGAUGCCAGGCCCCUAUCUUUAUGAAGCUUUACUCAAAUGUGACUCAUACUAGAACAUAAAACCCCUAAAAUGAAAAGUAGCAUUUCUCGUUCAUCCCAUCAAAAUGCGUUUCACGCCACAUCUCAGUUCUCCUCUUCUUGCCAAAUUUGAACAAGCUUGCAUUGAGAUGCCUCAUUGUUCAUCUUUUUCUCAUGCAAGCCUUCACGUGCUUUUGUUUUCUUUCUACUUGAAAGCACAGAAAAAAAGUCGGUCACUCUUUAUCUGUGAAAUUCUUUCCGUGACCACUGAGAUGGCGGCUGUCUCGAAGGCAAGAUGAAUGAAUGGGCUUCAUGCAGCUCUGGUUACUGUUCACUCAGAGCACCUGAUUCAGGAUCAGCUCACAAUGAUGGGUUUAGGUGUGGGGUUUGAAGAGUGCAUGGAGCCAACAUCAGACUGAGAUGCUGUAGAUGGUGAGGUCAGAGGGAGGUUUUAAGGCAGAAUAUUGCAUUUGCAUUAGGAAUGUACUAGAACUUCACCUUUUUCAUCCCUUUUUAAUAUACUGGAAAAUGAAAUGCAGAGGGAAACUUUUGUCUAAUUGUUUGGUUUUGGAUGGAUGCAUUAAAAAAACGAAAGCGUUCUGUAUCAGCUCACUGAUUUUUGUUUUGCUUUACAACAUGCUGUGCCUCGAACCAGUCCUGUGCUAUGCUAAGCCAACUUCCUUUCAUCUAGAGAGGAGACUGUAAUAUUUAUCAGCUGUUAGGACACAGCCAUUCGAUUCUUGUUGGCCUUCUAGUCUGAAUUAAGGGACAUUUUAUUCAAUUCAAAUAAUCAAAUGUUCUGAGGAGGCAAAAAAGAAACAAUGUGAACUGUAAUGAAAUCAUCAAAGCUAGUUUCUUGCAUUCACAUUACGUUUAAAUGCAAAUCAUUUGGAUGAUGGAAAAGAAAAUAAUGUCAAGUAAAUUGUCAUCAAAUGCUUGCCUAUGGGGCCUCCUGUGAUUUUUACCAGUGCAAUUUAGUUUAUUGGUUUAGAAAUAACUGUCCCAGGAUGUAUGAUAAAGUUUGUCCCUCACUGAUUACAUGUGAACUGCAUAUGAUUCUGAUCUGUUGGUAUGAGCAAAGUUUCAUAUUUUUGCUCAUGGUCAGGCAGUGUGUGCUGAUGCAUCUGUUUAAUGGUUGAGUUUUAUUCAACCUCAUAGAGAUACCCAGAUGUUAGAAAUGUUUGUCUUACUCUGAGUAUAACAAAUGCAUAGACUAGAAAUGAUCUUUAUGUACAAAUGAUGAGGAAGUCAUGUAAACCAAGUAUUUUGUGUUAUCAAAACUUAAUUUUACAACAUGAAAGAAAAAUGGAACAGAUGUUUCAUAGAUAAUAAAAUAUUGAAAAUUCAUACCUUUGCUUUGUAUGAAGAAUAAAAUAAAAAAUAUAUUUUACCAAA
This is a messenger RNA of Carassius carassius (crucian carp), 3713 nucleotides long. Its product is annotated as heparan sulfate glucosamine 3-O-sulfotransferase 3B1-like. Bases 308 to 1504 code for a protein of 398 amino acids. Lineage: Eukaryota; Metazoa; Chordata; Actinopteri; Cypriniformes; Cyprinidae. The record is from RefSeq and is a predicted model, not a curated record. Gene Ontology annotation, molecular function: [heparan sulfate]-glucosamine 3-sulfotransferase activity. The transcript has 2 exons.